AAAUUGUUUUUCUUUCGUGUUUAUUAUUUACUAGUUUUCUUUUGCGCUCGCCUUUCGUUUUGUUUUCCAUGUUUUAAUCCCGUUUUUCGGAAAAGCUCGUUUCCAAUCUCGUGACAAGUUUUUCCGCCGCCCGGAAAGAUGCUAAGCCAAUUUUACUGUUUGUGUUUGUCGCUCCUCCUCUACUGCUUCGUGGGCGUGACGUGGGCUGAGGAGGGGGACUGCCGCCGCCUUAAGCGCGCAGAUAUCGAGGGCAGACUGUCCACAAAGACGCCGUACAGAGCGAUCGCCAAUUACGACGAAACGCCGCCGAAAUACGCCGGUUGCCAUCCGACGCGAAUUUGGUCCAUCAUCCGACACGGAACACGAAAUCCCAGCGAAUCUGUUAUUUUGCAGGCGCAAAAUCGCCUAUCUGAAAUAAAGAAUCGCAUUUUGGAUCAGCCGAAUCCGCCAAUCUGCACAGCUGAAUUGAGAAAACUGCGCCAAUGGCAUUGGAUGCACCUGAAUGCCACCGAAGAUGAGAAAUUACUGGUGGCCGAGGGGGAGGAUGAGUUGAUUGAGCUGGCGGAACGGAUGCAGAAGCGAUUCCCGGAUAUACUUCCUGAGUUAUACAAUCCAGAGUGGUACUACUUCAAGUAUACGGCGACACAGAGAACUCUGAAAAGCGCGGAAAGUUUUGCCACGGGCUUGUUUGGCCGUCAUCGCAUCCAUACUGUACGGUAUCCACCGCCUUUGCACGAGGAUCCUGUUUUGCGGUUCUAUAAGGGCUGUGGCAAGUGGAAAACUGACGUCGAUAAGAAUCCCGAAACCUUGGUCAACGCACGCAGGUUCCUUGCGGAGCCGCAGAUGCAGUCGGCAGUGGAGCAGGUACGGAGCAGCACCCGGCUACCGGAUCUUCAGCCGGAGGACGUUCAGCUUAUGUAUACGGUGUGUGCUUUCGAAACCGCCUGGCAUCGACCGCGUCGCGACUCUGGCUCGAGAUCCACAUACGAAUCCGUGUGGUGUAACUUCUUCGACGUGGCCGCCUUGGAGGCGCUGGAGUUCUUCGAGGAUCUGGAAUACUAUUGGAACGAUGGAUACGGCUACGAACUGACUCAUCGCAUUGCCUGUCCGGCAAUCGCAGAUAUGUUUGCGGCCAUUGGUUCCUCUGAGGAGAAACAGCAGCGACGAACCAACGCCACGUUGUACUUCACGCACUCGGGCACGCUUCUCAAAUUGCUGGCUCACCUGGGAUUGGCCCGGGACAAUAAGCCGCUGACGCACAAGCACUUUGCCAGCGAGCGUCUUUGGCGCACAAGCCAGAUCGACGCGUUCGCGACCAACUUGGCCUUUUUACGUUACGAUUGCGAUGAGGAGAAGCCGCAAGUCCUGGUGCUGCAUCAGGAGCGAGUGGUGCGCCUGCCCGGCUGCCCGCAGGACAAGGAUCUCUGUCCGCUGGCCACGUUGCGUCGCAUUUACGCCAAAAGCGUGGACCACUGCGACCGCGAGGAGAUGUGCCGUGUGAAGGCCAACUAAGUAUGGAGCACAUUUGGAAUGGAGCAGCUAAUGUGUUUUUGUGGCUCUGCUGCCCUGCCAUUGAAUGACCUCGGGAAAAGGGAUUCGUCGGAAAGUUAAGGAUACAACUGAUAUAAAGAUAUAAAGUUAAGAAUGGAAAAGAUGCGAAGGAACUGGAGUUUAGCGAUGAUCAGACUAGGACUAGUUGUGUAAGAGAUGAUCGGCCGGAGAGUUAGUUAUGUGUUGACCAAGUGGCAAGUCAAAUUCUGUGUGUUUCGUAUGCCUUAUUAAUCAAUGUGGACCAUCCACUCCAGAACCAGAUAUCUUUGAGCAGGAGUGCAGGAGACAGAGCGAGAUGGAGAGCGGAAAGAGAAAAAGAAAGAGAAAGGGACAGGUAGAGGAUAGCCCGUGUCAUGCUUUUUAGACCUUAGUCUAUAUACCCCGGAUGGCUCUCCAAAUACUGUCAGGAUUUACACGAUUUAUCUUGGGUUACUUUUUUUUUGUUAUUCGGUUAAUCAUGCUAUUACCCAUAGCCUAAUCCUUAUCCCAAAGCCAAGUGGCAACGCAUACUGUACAUAUAUAAAUACUUGAUGUAUAAGAUAUUUAACUAUAGUUAUAUUUACCCCAACACACCACACAUAUAUACAUAAACAAAAUCGUAGUUGUAUGCCUCUAAUCUAAUCGAUCCUUCGCCCCCAAAAGGAAACGUUCGUUGUGCUAACUUGUGUUAUAUACCUAUAAAUGAGACAGGAUAUAUAUAUAUUUGAUAAGGCAAGGAUGUGGAACAAAUGUUGGGUACCUACAAUAAUUGUUCAGCGGCGCGGGAGACGGGAGACCCACACACUUUGUACAUAGCACUUACGACUUUAAUCACUUUUGUCUAAUUUUGUUUGUCCUAUCGAAAGCCCAACAACAAAAACCAACCGCAGUAACAACAAAUAAACUAACGAAAAUUCUAGUUUAAAGCUUAACUGGCUUGGACUUUUCAAUUUGUUUGAGCUGAAAAAUAAAGAAAACUGAAAAUCAA
Drosophila santomea is the source of this 2518-nucleotide messenger RNA. It is a transcript of the gene Mipp2, whose product is annotated as multiple inositol polyphosphate phosphatase 1. Lineage: Eukaryota; Metazoa; Arthropoda; Insecta; Diptera; Drosophilidae. The record is from RefSeq and is a predicted model, not a curated record. The coding region runs from base 139 to 1512 and encodes 457 amino acids. The transcript has 5 exons. Gene Ontology annotation, molecular function: inositol phosphate phosphatase activity; acid phosphatase activity.